UCUUGUUUCAAGCACCUUCAUCUACUGGUAAUAUCACCCGCAAGUCGACGAUAAGUAAAUCGAUCCUUUGUUAUUAGUACUUUAAUUAUAGUUCCUCUAGGUGUAUUAGAUAUAUACCAGAGAACAAUACCCGAAAUGGAACCUUAUUCAUAAAGAUAAGUCAGAGAACCAUGGAUGGAUUCCAGGCUAGCAUCUGAUAUCAAAGCUGGCUUUUGCCAUAAAGUUGAAGACGCUAUCUACACUAUAUCACAGAAGACAGGCAGAUGAUACCCCUGGACAAUCCGUGUAUAUAUGUCAACUUAGGGCUUGGAUGAUAAGUACUAAUCUUUGUUCCUGACCUUGGACAUCCACACUAAAUAAGAACACGUGUUCAUUACCUUAUUCUACGGAGAAUAAACCGCCCAAGCUUGUCUAACAAAUCCAUCAAUUCGCUACUAGUGAUUUGUAGGUAGACGUAUUGGAUCCAUUCAUCUACCGGAUACGAGGAUAGCACAACAUGCAAUACGACCCAUACCUUCCCUCUCUAGGACUAAAAGAAUAAUAAUACGAGGCAGCAGUAAAGGGCUUUGUCAUGAUUGUCUCGAGUAUUAAUAUAAAUAUGACAGUAUUCUCUUUCAUUACUUCUAGGCACCAGCGUUCCCAUUCAUCUUUCCACCUGAGCAGCCAACACAAUGGAAUCCCGAGAAUAUAUUUACAAAAAAGGCGGCGAAGGGGAGGAUCUUCUGACUGAUGUGCACUGGAUGAGAAAUUCCCCCAAGGGUGGCAGUCCAAUCGCAAUCAUAUACCAUGCCGGCGGCUUUGUCAAAUGGUCCAAAGAGGUCGUUCCAAAAUCUGAAAUAUCUACUUUGGCAAGAUUGGGAUUCGUGGUAGUAGUACCAAACUACAGACUAUGUCCGCAAAUCUCUGUCGUCAAUGGACCGAUCGCCGAUUCCAAGGACUGUUUAGUGUGGGCGGCCACGAAGUUGACCGAAUUACUGCAGACCGAGUCUGUUGUUGUAGAUUCAACACGAAUUGUAACCAUGGGACACUCUGCGGGCGGGACAUUAGCUCUGCUGAUGGGCUCCGUACCGGAAGUCCCAGUAACAGCAGUCCUUGACUUCUACGGCCUCAAGUACCUUUCCGAUCCGGUGUGGCAAUUGCCUAUCCCCGAAUUUGAGGAAUCACCCUCCUGGCCGCAGGAAUACAUCGACAAGAUCUACGAAGGACCCCAGGUUUCCGCCGAGGUGCCUCACUUGGGUGACGACGCUUCUCCGAGGGAGGCAUGGUUCGCUACCCAUAUGAAGCAGGGAACGUUGCUGGAUAAGAUAGUUGAAGGCGGAGAUAAGAGUUAUAUAGAUGGUACGAAUCGGUUUUCAGCGUCAUUCCCUCGGACCAUGUUCAUUCAUGGGACGGCAGACAAAGUGACACAUCAUCGAUUUAGCGUACGGGCACAGGAAGACUUGAAGAAGCUGGGAGUCGCAGCAGAUCUCUUGCUGGCGGAUGGUGAGAAGCAUGUGUUUGAUUUGACGUUGCAGGAAGAUGAUGUGAGCUUUGUCGAAUAUGUCUUACCAGGGCUGGAGUUCCUUGCCCGGGCAGUGGGUCUGCUGUAGUAUUAGUUUUAUACGGUUUAGGAUGGCUUCGCGACUCCGUUGAAGUUUACGGCUACUUCUUAUGAAUCACUGAAUUGAUCACCUUGUAUAUUGGAAGUGGUCUCAUAUUACCCGAUAGUCUUACUGUAGAGGGUCAAUAGAAGACAAACAAAACUACAAUUGGAUCAGUCCAGAGAGGCUUGCUG
Aspergillus alliaceus is the source of this 1774-nucleotide messenger RNA. RefSeq names its product alpha/beta hydrolase. The coding region runs from base 672 to 1589 and encodes 305 amino acids. The transcript is spliced from 3 exons. The record is from RefSeq and is a predicted model, not a curated record. Lineage: Eukaryota; Fungi; Ascomycota; Eurotiomycetes; Eurotiales; Aspergillaceae.